This is a messenger RNA of Paramecium sonneborni, 926 nucleotides long. The record is from the annotation of a GenBank genome assembly. Lineage: Eukaryota; Ciliophora; Oligohymenophorea; Peniculida; Parameciidae.
AUGAAAUCCUCACAAAUGCAACAUAAAAGUUGGUUAUAAUUAUAGAGAUUUGAAGAGUAUGAAAUAAAUAAAAAAAAAUACCUUGAAAAGGAACAGGAAUUAAAAUUCAAAAGCUAAGAUUAAUAUGUUCAAUAGAAGUAAAUUAAUUGGAUUGGAGACAUACAUGAAAGAUAAACUUUAAUAUAGAAGGCAAAAUGGAAGUGGAUAGAGGAGCAAAAGAAAAUAUUAGAUAAGAAAAGAGAAAUGGAUUAAUUAGAAGGAGCUACAUUUCAUCCAUAGAUAUUAAAUAAAGAUUAAAAAAUAAGAACUCCUGAUUAAUUCUAUAAAGAUAAUAUAGACUAUAAAAAUAAAACUGUAUUAAUUUUAAAUAUUAAAAAAUGUAGGAAAAAUAAAUAUAGUAAUUAAUUAAGUAAAAGGAAGACUAAAUUAAUAACAGAAGUUGUUCUCCUAAAAUAAAUAAAAAAUCUGUUUAAAUGGUUGUGCAACCUUUUUAUGACAGAUUGAAAGAGAAAUAGUUAGAGAGAGAAUAGAAUUUAUUAAAAAUUAAGAAGAGUAUAACGCCUUCCUUUAGUCCAUAAAUAUAUUCUCGAAACUUUUAAAGUCGUCAAACAUAUCAAUAUGUUUAAUAAUUUGUAAAUUUGAACUCAACCAAAAACAAAACAUAUGAAAUUAAUUUGGAAAAUGUCAAAAAUGAUUAUAAAACUUUUACAUUUUUUGAGGACAUACGAAGAAUUUAAAAUUCGCCUUCUGAUUUAAAUUAAUCUUAUAAUGAGACUAAAAAUUUACUUUUUUUAACUGAGAAUAAUUAAAUUUUAAAUACUGAAUAGAGUUAAUAAUAGAGUACAACAAAAAAGUAGUAGAGAUCGAUGAGUCCUUUAAAAUCAAUCACAUUAAAAACAACUUAAAAAAAUUAUUUUAAAAAAUGA